GGCCGCGCUCGCCCCGUCGUCGCGCACCUGCAGCUGUGCCCCGUCCGCACCUGAAGCGCACCUGUAGCUGCGCACCUGCACCACUCUCGCCAUGGGCUUCGCGCGCGUCCUGCUCGUCGCCCUGCUCGCGGUCGCCACGGCGGGCCGCUCCGACGGCUUGCGUGCGCUCAUGGUGUUCCCCUUCGGCGCCCACAGCCACAAUACCAUGUUCAAGGCCAUGGCCGAGGCGCUGGUGGAGCGCGGCCACCAUGUGGUCAUGUUCAGCAACUUCCCGCCCAAGACCCCGCUGCCCAACUACACGCACGUGGACACGUCGGCGGGCGGCAUCUCACUGCUGGGCGCCAUCGACUUCAGCCUGCUCAAGCCGAUCCCCUUCGACUUCCCGCCUCUGGUCGCCUGGGCGUACGCCGAGGCCAUUGCGGCCAUGGGCGGGGACGCCGUCUGCCGACAUGUCCUCGCCAUGCCCGAGGUGCACGAGGUGCUCGCUGGCGGCUACGGCAAGUUCGACGUGGUGCUGACGGAGGCCUUCGGCGCCGACUGCUGGGCGGGCAUCCCGCACCGCCUGGGGCUGCCCGUCGUGAGCCUGGCCUCGGGGCCCGACUGGCCCCAGAUCCAUGAGCGGAUGGGCUCCAUCGACAACCCGUCGUACAACGUGAACGUGUUCGCCAAGAUCACCGAGCCCAUGGGCUUCUGGGACCGCGUGUACAAUACCGUGUUCUCCGUCUGCAUCAAGUACUUCAUGCGGCGUAGCCUACAGGACGGCACCGACGCCACGAUGCGCGAGUUCCUCGGAGAGGACCUGCCGCCGCAGCGCGAGCUCGUCAAGAACACGAGCCUCAUCCUGCUCAACAGGCACGUCAGCAUCAACGCGGCCCGCCCCGUCACGCCCAACAUUGUGCACGUCGGCAGCCUGCACGUCACGACCGCGCCCGGGACGCUGGACCCGAGCCUGCGAGCCUGGAUGGACGGCGCCGAGCACGGCGUCAUCUACUUCUCCCUGGGCUCCAUCAUCAAGGCCUCGUCCAUGCCGGUCGAGCUGCGCGACGACUUCAUCUGGGCCUUCAGCCAGCUGCCGCAGCGCGUCGUCUGGAAGUUCGAGGCCGACAACGUCACCCUCCCGGACAACGUGCGCGUCGCCAAGUGGCUCCCGCAGAUGGACGUGCUGACGCACCCCAAGACAAUGCUCUUCAUCACGCACGGCGGCCUGAUGGGCACCCUGGAGGCGCUGCACUGCGGCGUGCCCAUGCUCGGCAUCCCGCUCUUCGCGGACCAGGGCGUCAACAUGGACAUGUACAAGGGGCUGGGCGUCGCCGACUACGUCAACCGGCUGACCAUGACCCGGGAGAGCUUCCUCGCCGCCCUCAAAGAAAUGACGACCAACAAACGGUACCGAGAGCGCGCCCGCGAGGUGGAGAUCCUGCAUAAGGACCGGCCGCGCUCGGCCGCCGACGAGGCCGUGUGGUGGGUGGAGUACGUGGUGCGCCACCGCGGCGCCCCCCACCUCCGCCCGCGCUGCGCCGACAUGCCCCUCUACCAGUACCUGCUCCUCGACGUGAUCGCCUUCCUGGGCGCCUGCGCGCUGGCGCUCGCGGCCGUCGCCGGCCUCGUGGCGUGGAGGGUCGUCAACGCCCUGGCGGCCAGGGCCGCGUUAGCGCGCGGCCCCAAGGCCAAGGCGGCCUGACGCGCGCCGCUCUAUCUCAAGCCUCAACGACGGGGAGUCGUUUCGGUCGUUUUGAUUUUGGGCGCACUGUCAAAAAAUAGUCGCAGGUUUUCGAAGAAAUUUUCAUAUGACAUGUGUAGAAAAAUUGAUAGUUUACAAGCCCCUUCUCAUCGACUGGAAAUCUGAUCGACGAGCAAUAAUAAUCUUUCGCACAUUUUUUACGAAAUAGUUCCAUCGUACACUAAAUUUAAAAAAAAAAUGUUGUAAAUUGUCCAGGAUAUUUUCCACGCAGUGCGGACGGUCGCCCCUUUUCAGCGAUCCCUUUCGUAUAUUUUUAUAACAACAACAACUCCAUCGUAAAAUAAGACAACAAGUAAAUGGACUAAAUGCGACGCGGCCUCUGCAGCCCGUCCGCAGCCCGUUCGUGUGAAUCUCAAGAGGGGCGAGGAGGAGCGGCUCUAAAGGCGAGGGGGAUCGGCUAAAGGCGAGGCGCGUGGACGCGGGCGCGUUGUCUCGGGAGUGAUUGACGACGACGAGUGGCUGGCGACCUUGGGCCAGGGUGACGACUGACGACACCGCCCGACGCGGAAUAAAGAAGUUCGGCCCGCCACUUACUUUGGUGCAUCGCAGCGAUUGACCCGCGUACAAUGUGCGCGGCCUUUAUCAGCUCAGUCUAUACGUAGGCGCUCAUGUACGAACAAAGAAAAAAAAACUAAGUAAAACGAAAAAAAAAAAAAGAAACAACAAAA
This is a messenger RNA of Frankliniella occidentalis (western flower thrips), 2409 nucleotides long. Its product is annotated as UDP-glucosyltransferase 2-like. The transcript has 5 exons. NCBI's taxonomy places the organism in Eukaryota, Metazoa, Arthropoda, Insecta, Thysanoptera, Thripidae. Bases 92 to 1681 code for a protein of 529 amino acids. The record is from RefSeq and is a predicted model, not a curated record. Gene Ontology annotation, molecular function: UDP-glycosyltransferase activity.